This is a messenger RNA of Macrosteles quadrilineatus (aster leafhopper), 4279 nucleotides long. RefSeq names its product molybdenum cofactor biosynthesis protein 1-like. The record is from RefSeq and is a predicted model, not a curated record. Bases 62 to 1744 code for a protein of 560 amino acids. NCBI's taxonomy places the organism in Eukaryota, Metazoa, Arthropoda, Insecta, Hemiptera, Cicadellidae. The transcript has 8 exons. Gene Ontology annotation, biological process: Mo-molybdopterin cofactor biosynthetic process. Gene Ontology annotation, molecular function: cyclic pyranopterin monophosphate synthase activity; 4 iron, 4 sulfur cluster binding; metal ion binding.
UGAUAGUUCACAUAUUUGUUGUUUCAUUAUAGUUUGUUCUUGUUGUUGAAAAAUCUAAAAAAUGAUGUUUGUAAACAGUUUUACCAGUGUCAAGUGUCUAAUGAAAUUGCAGAGGAAAACUAAGAUGUCUUUUAUUUUUAAAAGAUUUUCAUCUGGAAUCCCAGUUUCACAAGAUGUUGAGACAGUAGAAGCUUUACCUCACCUUACAGAUGGGUUCGGUCGACAGCAUACCUACCUGCGGAUAUCACUUACAGAGCGAUGCAACCUUAGAUGCCAGUACUGUAUGCCUGAGGAAGGGGUCAACUUGACACCUCGCAAUCACCUGUUGACGACAGAGGAAAUUUUGCGUCUCGCAGCAUUGUUCGUACGUCAAGGAGUCACUAAAAUACGUCUCACAGGAGGCGAGCCUACCGUACAUAAAGAAAUCAUCCAUAUCGUAGACAGCCUUCGCAAGUUGGACGGGCUGGAGACGCUGGCUAUGACCACCAACGGGAUGGUACUGACUCGUCAACUGGUGGCUCUGCAUCGUGCAGGACUGGACCUGCUCAACAUCAGUCUGGACACGUUACAACCUGAGCGCUUCUCACAGGUGACCAGACGCGCAGGUUGGCACAGAGUGAUCGCUGGAAUAGACCUGGCCGUGCAGCUGGGGUACACACCUAAAGUGAACGUGGUCGUGAUGCGAGGUCUGAAUGAUGACGAAGUGGUCGACUUUGUCAGCUUCACUCGAGACAGACCUGUAGACGUGAGAUUCAUAGAGUACAUGCCGUUCUCCGGCAACCGUUGGGACGACCAGAAGAUGGUGCCUUUCCGAGAGAUGUUGGAAACAAUCAGAAAACACUUUCCCGACCUGCAUCCACUCACCAACCAGCCCAAUGACACUUCUAAGGCAUACAAAGUGCCGGGCCACAAGGGCCAGGUUGGAUUCAUCACGUCCAUGAGUGAGCACUUCUGUGGCUCCUGCAACCGUCUGCGGCUCAUGGCGGACGGAAGCUUGAAAGUGUGUUUAUUCGGCAACACUGAAAUAUCUCUCAGGGACGCGAUGAGAAGUAACUGUAGUGAGGAGGAUCUUCUGUGUAUGAUUGGUGCAGCUGUCAAACGGAAGAAAUUCAAACAUGCUGAUAACACAAGGAUAUUUUUGCCCAGAACAAUAAAAUUCAGAAUAAACGAUCAAAUCUCAACUCCCUCAGUCUGGAAGCAACAAUGGAACAACCACCAGUUCACCCCAAUCACCAUUUACAAACCUAAUCAAACGCACACUAGGAUGUACAGCAAACUAACCCAUGUGGACGGAGACGGGAAAGCUUCGAUGGUGGACGUCGGUGCAAAGCCGUUGUCGAAACGUACAGCCGUGGCUGAGGCUACAGUCCACGUCGGGGAGGAGGUAGCGGAGCUGAUAGCAGCCAACAACAUGAAGAAAGGCGACGUGCUUACAGUGGCGCAGUUGGCAGGCGUGAUGGGCGCCAAGCGGACGUGGGAGUUGGUACCACUGUGUCACCAGGUGGCGCUGUCACAUGUAGACGUGAAUGUGAGAUUGGUUGGCAGCACUGUGCGAGUGACAGCGUCGGCUGCGUGUGUGGGACAGACAGGGGUGGAGAUGGAAGCAUUAACCGCUGUCACGGUGGCAGCCCUGACUGUCUAUGACAUGUGUAAGGCUGUGUCUCGUCAGAUGGUCAUCUCUGAUGUGCGUCUUGUGUCCAAGACUGGCGGCACUAGAGGUGACUAUGUCAGAGAGGUUAGUUGAAUCAACCAACUCCAAUGUAAAGUGUCCAUGUUAAGCUCCUUUUUUUGGUAUUUUCCAUGUAGAAUCUAACCAACAUAAUAUGCUUGCUAAUGAGAAAGGAAAGGUUAUUUUUUAAAGGAAAAAUGACUUGGGUAAAUAAAUUUUCUAUAGAAAAAUGAAACUAGGCCUACACCUGAAAUAGUCUCAGGCAUUUGAUGAAACAAAGUUUACAUAGUACUUUUAGGGCAACUUCAGACGUACAUUUUUUUAACAUUCCCUUCAAAAACAAUUUCAUUAUUCAAUUGCUUCACUAAGACAGCAACACACUUUCUGUACAUAUUUUAAGCUGAAUAUGAACCCCCAAUAUAUGAAUAGUUAGUGUACAAUAUGGUUGGUUUAAGGCUUUUUCUUUUGCCAGAACCAUUAUUUUAUUAAUUCCCAAAGAUCGGCCAACAGUAGAUCCAGUUUUGAACAAAUAUUAAGAAAGGCAUUGAUAAUCACAGAUAAUCACAAUUGAGUUACAAAAAUACAAUAGACCUCUACCCAGUUUGUAAGAUUCUAAUUGAGUUUUUUUUUUUUUACAUUGUACAACGUCUAUGUUUUGCUUACUUCAGGUUUGUCAUAAUUACUCAUAGCCCACUGCGAUCCAAAAGACCUUUUAAUGUUGUCUUAAUCGGUCAGUUGACCAGCUGUACUGGGUGUGGCCUUUUGGAUGGCAGCUCGGAUAAAUUUCACAUCAGUUGUCCCUGCCAACCGAAUGGCCAGUGGUCCUGCCACUUCCCCCAUUAAAAGACCAGUAACACUGACCAAAGAACAUGAUUUUUACAGAAACCAAAUUUUUAUUUGUUUUUAUGUCUGCGGAAUGGUGAAAUCCUAAGAGCAACUUUGAAACUAAAAUUCCAAGCUGAUACAAAGAGAAAGACAGCCACAGAACACUUGCUAGUGUCAGGGACAGCUGAUGAUACCAUAAAAUAAUUCCACAUCGUUUACACUUCAGGCACAAUUUUCAUUGACCAUUUCUUAAUCUUAAAUGUUUUGUUUUGCUACUCAUGAAUCCAGAGAUUGGCGUUAGGUUAAACAUUAUUUUUCUGAAGGAUUGUUGUUGUUUAUCUGUCCAUAAACUGUCUUAACACGUUCGCUCUGACCGGGCCACUAAUGAAAUUUCAGUCAAUAGCAAAUUUGUAAACAAAUUACCAUAUUUAAAAAAGUUUUUUUGUUAAAAUAAAUAUAGGUAAAUGUCAAAGUUUUCCAAAACUUAAUAAAUUGGUAAAAAAAAUAUCGGAGCGAACCUGUUAAUUUCUAAGAAAAGAGCUUUAUAUAUAUAUAUAUUUUUCUAGACAAGGAUUAAAAAAUUAACUAUUGUUUGGCAUCAAUAUGUAUUUAUUUACACAACAGGGAAAUACAAGGCUGUGAUAUAUUCAACCAUUAAUGUGUUAAACAUUUUAUAUAAUUGAUUGUUAUGUAUAAUUUUGUAGCUGUUUAUAACUUCUAGUAUUUAAGAAAACCUACUUAUAUGAUAUGUAGUGGACCUUAUCCGUUAAUUCACUACCACUAUGUAAUUUGUAUGUAAUAGUACACAAUUAAAGGCUAGGUGGUAGGUGUCGGGGCAAGGUACAUCAGCAUGCGGGGAUAGAUGUCGGGGCAUAAAAGGGGAUGGAGAUUGGCGUCAGUUGGGUUCCUCAACCCAGGCUCUGUCUGCUGACAGAGAAUGGAAGGAGACAAUUUUAGAGUACCCUGAGAUUAAUGUAGGCCUACUCAUUAAUCAAUUACGUUAGGCAUAGUGUAGUUUUAGCGAAUUUCCCCUAUAGGGAAUAAGCUAUUACCGUAGUACUCAUAGUGAGACCUGGACCCGGGACCGAUUUACUUUUUUGUUUUGAGGUCCCUAGAGGCCAAAAACACCAUUAGUUCAAAUUCAUAUACAUAUAUAUUUUAUAUAAAUAUAUAUUUUUUUUUAUUUGAAAAAUCACAAAAGUCUUACAACAUUUCAUAAACAAAGCUUGCUGCAAAAGCCAGGAAAAAUUGACUUGUCUGCCGUUUGUGCCUCUCAUUGCUGGCUCACUGUUGGCCACACGGUCUAGCUUUUAGCUUCCCCCACUCCUGUAGGUAGAAGCUGACGCAGCCCAUACACUCACGACUAUAAAACGCAAAUUUUUAAUUGCUGCACUAUUAAAAUGUACAGGGUAGAAAAAAAGUUGCGGGACGGUUAAGUAUUUCAAGUAAUAAAGAUAGAGCUUUAAAACUUGGUACACAGUUACUGGGCAUUAACAUAAUUUUAACACAUUAUUCCGUGAUACACUACCUCUUCAGGGGGACGGCGCGCUAGGAGUCAGAAGAAAAUUUUAAAUAUAAGCACAUAAAAUUAAAGGUCUUAACUAUUCUAAUACAAUGUCGCAAACUUGAACUCAAACGGACAAACCGAGUCAAAAAUGGCAGCCGUUCAAAGAUUUCAAGAAUCUGCUAGAUUGAAUCUUUGAACGGCUGCCAUUUUAUGCUCUUUUGAGCUCAAAUUUGUGGCAUUAUAUUUUACUCUUAAAGACCUUUAAUUAUAUGUGCAUA